Cyclopterus lumpus (lumpfish) is the source of this 1826-nucleotide messenger RNA. It is a transcript of the gene faxdc2, whose product is annotated as fatty acid hydroxylase domain containing 2. Gene Ontology annotation, molecular function: C-4 methylsterol oxidase activity; iron ion binding. NCBI's taxonomy places the organism in Eukaryota, Metazoa, Chordata, Actinopteri, Perciformes, Cyclopteridae. The record is from RefSeq and is a predicted model, not a curated record. Gene Ontology annotation, biological process: sterol biosynthetic process. The transcript is spliced from 9 exons. The coding region runs from base 114 to 1157 and encodes 347 amino acids.
AACUUCCGGGUACGUCUUGGGGUCAGCGGAACUGAAGUCCCUCCUCCCUGUUGUAAAUACCCGGUUGUUUUGAUAGCGACGCACAGUGCACACCGGAGAGACCGCGGGGAGACAUGGCGGUGGAGAACGGAGUCCGCGACACGAGGGGAGCUGCCUCAGCAGACAGCAGCAGCAGCAGCAGCAGCAGCAGCCGACAGGACGGUCCCGGGGGGCUGUGGGACUCUGUGAAGAAGGCGGCCGUCGUCAUCGGAUCUGGGAUCUUGCUCUUGGCUGCAUUUGGCAACUCGCUGACAUGGCACAUGCAGAGAUUCUGGGGAGCGUCGGGGGAUUUCUGGCAGGACCUGUGGACCAAGCUGCACGUGACGUUAGAGGGUCAUCACACUGCUUUGUUCUACCUGGGGACGAUGCUGGUUCCCACUCUGGCCUUCUGGGUAACGAACGCUCUGCUGCUGCUGGUGGACACCACCGGUAAACCCUCCUUCAUCACCCGCUACCGCAUCCAGCCGGACAAGAACAACCCGGUGGACUCGGCUAAGCUUCGGCAUGCGUUGAAGACGGUCGUCUUCAACCAGGUGUUCGUCUCGGGGCCCAUGGUGGUGGUGGCCUACUACCUGAUGACCCUGUGGGGGGACCCCUGUGACCCCGAGCUGCCCACCUUCCACCGGGCCCUGCUGGAGCUGGCUUUCUUCACCAUCUUGGAGGAAAUUAUUUUCUACUAUUCGCACAGGCUGUUCCACCGCCCCGGCCUCUACAAGCGUUUCCACAAACAGCACCACGAGUGGACCGCUCCCAUCGGAGUCGUGUCCAUUUACGCUCAUCCCCUGGAGCACAUGAUCUCCAACAUGCUGCCGGUGGCUCUGGGGCCGGUGUUCCUGGGCUCCCACCUGACCACCACCUGCAUGUGGUACUCCCUGGCUCUGAUCAGCACCACCAUCUCCCACUGCGGGUACCACCUCCCCUUCCUCCCCUCCCCCGAGUUCCACGACUUCCACCACCUCAGGUUCAACCAGUGCUUCGGGGUCUUCGGCGUGCUGGAUCGGCUCCACGGCACCGACGCCAAAUUCCGUGAGACCAAACAGUACGAGCGCCACUCGCUGCUCACCGGGCUCACCCCUCUGAACGAGAGCAUCCCCGACACGCCCAAGAAGGGCCUUUGAUGACCGGUGACCCCCGUGACCUUUUUUUGAUUCUGGGCUGGUGUGCUGUGGGAAGAUUAAGGUUCCCAACCUUCAGUGACCAUUAGAUUGUAAUCAUUGUGAUCCAGACGACCCCGUUGAUCGGUAUCCGACUGUGAAAGUCCACCUGCACUUUUAAAUCCCCCCCCCCACCCCCCAAGUAGAAAUAUUGCACUUUUAUUACACAUGCAGAUUCCUGAUAAGGUAAAAGAUGUACGAAUCUGAUGGUCGAUGAACAUGAAAACAAAUAAUUUGUCUUUAAUUCACUCUGCUGCCAUAACCUCCAUCCACAUGUUCUCUCUACCCAUAACACCUUGUGUUUUUAAGGGGUUCAUGCCUGCUAAGUUAUUAUUUCACCUUGUUAACCUGCUUUUCUUAAUGAGUCUUAAAGCUUAAAACGUGAGGAGCGUCUCUUAGAAACACAUGCACAUUGAUCUUCAUUCUUUUAAACGCAUGCACAUUGAUCUUCAUUCUUUUAAACGCAUGCACAUUGAUCUUCAUUCUUUUAAACGCAUAUUUAUAAGUAAUAUUUAGUUAACAGCACGUCCGGACUUUUCUGUCGCGUUCAAGAGCACUUUUUAUUUCCUCGAAUGUAAAAAUGUGUCUUGUAAUAUUGAGUGUUUAAUAAUAAAAAUGUAAUUAAGAGAUGUA